Messenger RNA from Episyrphus balteatus (marmalade hoverfly), 3120 nucleotides. RefSeq lists its product as uncharacterized. The coding region runs from base 346 to 3048 and encodes 900 amino acids. Gene Ontology annotation, cellular component: extracellular region. NCBI's taxonomy places the organism in Eukaryota, Metazoa, Arthropoda, Insecta, Diptera, Syrphidae. The record is from RefSeq and is a predicted model, not a curated record. The transcript is spliced from 4 exons. Gene Ontology annotation, molecular function: growth factor activity; cytokine activity. Gene Ontology annotation, biological process: SMAD protein signal transduction.
AAAAACAGGAUGAUAUACUUUUUUUUGGUCCAAAUUUAAUUGUUAAAAAAAAGUAUAUUAUAUACAUUUAUUUUUGAUAGUGCACAAAUUUGUGGAUGGUUUUUUUUCUUGUUCUUCUUCGUUUUAAAGAACAAGGUCGGUCAAUGAAAGAAAGGAUCGUAAGUGAAAAAAUCGUGAUGGAUCACAUCAUUCAGGUUCAAAGCUUUCAUAAUAAACUAUCUUUACCACUUUAAAAAAUAAAUUCUGUGCUUGAAAAUAAGUAAAAUAACAUAAAACAAAAACAAAACAGAAAAGAAACAAAAAAAAUAAUAACCAAAUAGGGGAAACAACAACAACAACAACAACAUGGCCCUCACAUCUGGUGGUAGUACGGACUGUUUUCAGUUCAUUGAUAUCAAGUACAAGUGUAAACAUUUUAAAACCAUUCGAAGAAGAGACUUGAAGGAAUACUAUCAACAUAUUCUUGGAUAUCGUCAUGUCAAAGAGGAAAUCGUUCUACUAGAACAGGUUAAACAUGGGUCUACGCAUCUUGAACAAGAACAGCUUUCCGAACAUCAUCAUCGUUUCGUUAAGUACAGUAAGAGACGAUGUAAUUGCAAAAUUAAAAAAAUAUCUGCACCUGACAAGCACGCUGAUGGGGCAAAUAGUAAUAGAGCCCAGAAAACGGACAGCGACCGUGACCGCAAAGAUAGCAACAGUUGUCAUUUUCGUGAGACAAGUUUGUUGACGUCAUCGUUGUCUUCUUCUUCUUCUUCGUCGUUGCUAUCUUCAUCAUCGUCAUCAGAAACGUGUACAUCAAUUUUAGCAAGCGUGUGGCAUUGGACGGCACUUGCGCCACCAUUGGGUGUUCGAACAACAACAACAACAACAACAAAUUCAUAUAUUUUUAAUCCAUCACAACCACACGUCCAAAAAGUGUCAUUUUUUUCUGAUUCAUCAUUAGCUGAAUCAUUAUUAUCACAUAAAUUAGAAUCUAUGCCUCUAACUAGUUGUAGGCCUUCAGUUCCAGUUCCACCAAGGCCAAAACCAACAACACCAAUCAAAUUUCCUAAUACAAAACUCGAUGAAAAUUUCAACUGGAGAUCACGAAAUCGAACAAAAUCACCAACACAAUUUAAUUCAGCAUUUUGUGAUAAUUUCAAUUCGGAUUAUUCGAAUAGUAAUUCUAAUAGUAAAUUAAACGGACUGACGACCAUAGCUUCAGCUCGAAAAAAGCAACAGCAGCCGCAGUCACCAUCAUCUUCGAUUCUUAAAUAUCAACAGCAAACACAUCCUAAACUAAGUUGUAGUUACAUGCUUAUGAUAUUGAUUAUGAUUGUUAAAGAGCUUAUUCGACACUUGAGCGAUACCCUAAAACGCAUGAGACGUAAAACUCAAUUUGUUCUUCCUAUACUUAUACUCUUGCAACUACUUAUUGCAGCACCAUUAACACAUUGUACUAGUCCUUCAAAUCAGACUUUAGCUGCAUUUAUAUCUGCAUCGGCACAGUCAGCGCCAUCUGUUGCAUCAUCAAAUGCAGAAUCUUCAUCAACUACAGCAGCCUCAUCAUCGGCAACUGCACUGAACACUGAAUCACAGUCAGUUUCGCCACAAUCAGCAGCAUCAAAAGUAGGUACAAUAUCAAAUCGUCCAACAGGUGGCAGCAGUAUCACAAGUUAUAUAAGCCAUGAGGCGAAAAUUCGCCGUGAUCCUAGUUUAAGUUAUAUCAACAGUGGAUGUCAUUCAUGUCAAAUGCGUGAACAAGUGAAGGCUGAUAAUUUGGAAUCGAUAAAGAGACACAUUUUGCUUCGACUUGAAAUGCAAACUUUGCCCAAUAUCACAGCACCGCAGGUUCCACGAACUAUAAUUGAAAAUUUUUAUAAGAAUCACAGUUUUAAUGAAAAUAAUAAAAAAACAACUUCAUCCUCUUCUUCAUCUUCAUCGUCAUCAUCGUCAUCAUCAUCAGAAAAUUCGCAAUCAUCUUCAGCAACAAAAAGUGAUGAUAUUUACUCAACUUUAUCGUUACCAGAGUCAAAUAUAUUUCUUAAUGGUAAUAGCAAUGAUGGAACUAAAAGGAACGACAAUAUGCAAGGCGAUGAUCCCAAUAUAUUCACAAAUGAUUAUGAUCAAAAUGUUGGCGGACAUGAUCAUAAUGAUGAAGAAUUCAAAGAUGAUAAUGAUGAUGAUAAUGAUGAAGAAAUGCAUAAAAAUGACUUGGAAGAUGAAUUUUUUUCUGUGAUCAAUAGCGUUUAUGUUUUUCCAACAAUGCCCCGUAUGAGACAUAAUCGCAAAGCUGAAAUACUCAAUUUUAAAUUUAAAGGCAACGAACAUUCAACAAUAUCACAAGCCCUAUUGCAUGUUUAUAUACGUGGUCGCGAUUGGAUACGUGAAAAUGCACCAAAUUUGUAUGAUGUCAAAAACCAUAUAAACGAUGAUCAUCGUGAAAUUGUCAUAACUAUACACCGAGUUAUACGUCGUUCAAAUAGCACAAUAGCCACACACACUGUCAAUGUGACUGAAUCACAGCAUAAAAUUCCAAAUGGGCCUGGACAAUGGAUAUCGAUUGAUGUAACGCAAUUAGUUCAAGGAUGGGUUAGAAAUACGACGACAAAUCAAGGAAUUGUGAUAAAAGCUGCUGAAAGUUGGAUGAAACCAUUUAUAAUAACGGGUGAUUUGCCCAACAAUAAGGCAUUCACAGUUUAUAUUGAGAUGCUAACAAAAGACAAUAGAAAACGUCGAACCAAACGCAAUACAUCAAUGAAUUGUUCCGAAAGUGACAACGAAGAACGCUGCUGUCGCUAUCCAUUAGUUGUCAAUUUUGUUGAAUUCGAUUGGACCUGGGUUGUUGCACCAACAUCAUUUAAUGCAUAUUUUUGCAAUGGUGAAUGUAAGCUUGGUUUUUUAGAAAAAUAUCCACAUACGCAUUUAAUGCAAUUGAGUACAGCACCUCAGCCAUGUUGUUCACCAACCAAAAUGAGUCCAUUAAAUUUAUUGUAUUUUAAUACAGAAAACACAUUGGUUAUGAGCACAAUACCCAACAUGGCUGUUGAGAAAUGCAGUUGUUCGUAGUGUAUUUUUGUUCAUUUUUAAGAAGGUAAAUAAAAAAAAAAAAAUAAUUUAAAAAAAAAAAAAAAAACUAUG